Molecule: messenger RNA, 354 nt
Organism: Helianthus annuus (common sunflower)
Lineage: Eukaryota; Viridiplantae; Streptophyta; Magnoliopsida; Asterales; Asteraceae
Exons: 1
Coding region: 1-354 (117 amino acids)
Source: RefSeq, a predicted model, not a curated record
AUGGUCGGAAGUGGUGCUGAUGUUGUGGCGGUGGGUGGUGGCGGCGGGUGGGUGGUGUUAGUGGUGGUGGCCGGUGGUGGCGCCGGUGUUAGGUGGCGGAGGGUGGCGACGGUGGUGGGUUGUAGUGGCGGUGGUCGGUGGUGUUUGGUGGUUGAUAGUGGCGUUGGUGCCAAUGUUCGAUGGCGGAGGGGGUGGUUGCGGCAGCGGGUGGUGGCGGUGGCGUCGGUGUUCGGUGGCGGAGGAUGGCGGUGGUCGGCGGUGGCACGACGGGUGGUGGCGUCGGUGGUCGACGACGUAAGGUGGUGGUGGCAUUUGUGGGUGGCUAGUGGUGGAGGUAGUGGGAGGUGUUGGUGA